AAUAAAUAUUUUUUUGUAAAUUUUACUUUCACUAAAUAUUUUUUUAAAUAUAUUUAUUAAGUUAUUAAAAUUCAUUACGCAUCGUGUCAGCAGUCAAUCUUACAAUACGGAUUUGGAUCUUACAGAGCUAUUUUUUUAAACAUGAAAUUGAUAAUUUCUAUAAUCUUAAGUACUGUAUUUACAGUGAGUUUGUGUGAUGUAUCACAUAUUUUAAAUAAAGAAGGAUAUGUUGAAGAAUAUGUUGAAACUACAACGACCCCACAACCGCCUCCAAGACCAUAUUACUUUUCAUAUACGGCUGGACGUGCACCUGGACAUUUAGAUCGUUCACAUUCUGAAGGUAGUGACGGUUCAGGUGUUGUUAGAGGUAAUUACCAAUACGUGGAUCCACGUUUCCGAUUACGUACUGUCGAAUAUGUUGCUGAUAAAAAUGGAUUUUACCCAAUAUUAAAUUAUACACCAAAACCACUACCAGAUGAUUCACCAGUUGUAGAAGCUGCCAAACAAAAACAUUAUGCUUUAUAUGCUAAAAUCGCUAAUGCACAUGCACAAGGUAUUGGAAGUUUACCAUCAGCAACACCAAGACAAAGUGAAUCUGUAAUUCGUGCCACGAACAAACAUUACGAUUUAUUUAAUCAAAUCGCCGCUGAACAUGCACGUAUUGCCGAAGAACGAGCAGCUAUUUUAGCAACAGCUGAACCCAACACUCUUGAACAAUCAACUGAAGUUUAUUAGUAAUAAUAAAGAAUGUUGAUUUUUUUAUUUAAUUAUUUGUGUAAAUUUGUAUAAUUUUUCGUGUUAAAUAAAUUAUUUUUUUGUUAACAAAUUAACAAGGGUUUCAGGUGCUCGUUGUGUAAUACUUGUCUUUAAUAUGGUGUAAUUUUAAUGACUAAAUACAUGCUAAUUUCUUUAUUUGUUUA
This is a messenger RNA of Chrysoperla carnea, 920 nucleotides long. It is a transcript of the gene Cpr57A, whose product is annotated as larval cuticle protein LCP-17. The transcript is spliced from 3 exons. Gene Ontology annotation, cellular component: extracellular matrix. The record is from RefSeq and is a predicted model, not a curated record. The coding region runs from base 142 to 735 and encodes 197 amino acids. Lineage: Eukaryota; Metazoa; Arthropoda; Insecta; Neuroptera; Chrysopidae.